Messenger RNA from Apaloderma vittatum (bar-tailed trogon), 931 nucleotides. RefSeq names its product prostaglandin E synthase 2 (gene PTGES2). The coding region runs from base 1 to 882 and encodes 293 amino acids. Gene Ontology annotation, cellular component: mitochondrion. The transcript is spliced from 6 exons. The record is from RefSeq and is a predicted model, not a curated record. NCBI's taxonomy places the organism in Eukaryota, Metazoa, Chordata, Aves, Trogoniformes, Trogonidae. Gene Ontology annotation, molecular function: prostaglandin-E synthase activity.
AUGGAAGCUUCUGGUCUCUUCCUUCCCCAGCUGCCUGCAGGGAGCCUGCAGCUCACUCUCUACCAGUAUAAAACGUGUCCUUUCUGCAGCAAAGUCCGAGCUUUUCUUGAUUAUCAUGGACUGCCCUAUGAAAUUGUGGAAGUGAACCCAAUAAUGAGGAAAGAAAUCAAAUUCUCUUCCUACAGAAAGGUGCCUAUCCUGCUAGCCAAUGCUGGGAGCCCUCUGCAAUUGAAUGACUCUUCGGUGAUCAUCAGUGCAAUAAAGACCUAUCUCAUUUCCAAGAGGAAUACCUUAGAAGAGAUCGUGUCCUUUUACCCUCCUGUGAAAACUGUGACUGACCAAGGCAAGGAGGUAUUUGAGUACGGGAAUAAGUACUGGCUCAUGCUGGAUGAGAAGGAGACAAAGCGAGUCUACCCUGUCAAGGAAGUGAGAGUGGAAGAAAUGAAGUGGAGAAAAUGGGCAGACGAUUGGCUUGUUCACCUCAUCUCCCCCAAUGUUUAUCGUACCCCAAGAGAAGCCUUGGCAUCUUUUGAUUACAUCGUCCGUGAGGGGAAGUUUGGCACCAUGGAAGGUUUAUUUGCCAAGUACGUGGGGGCUCUUGCCAUGUUCUUCGUUAGCAAGAGGCUGAAGAAAAGGCAUAACCUUAGAGAUGAUGUCCGACAAGACUUGUACGAAGCAGUUAAUGAGUGGGUAAAAGCUGUUGGCAAACAUCGACUGUUCAUGGGUGGAAACCAGCCAAACCUUGCGGACUUGGCAGUGUACGGGGUCCUCCGUGUCAUGGAAGGGCUGGAAGCCUUCGACGACAUGAUGGUUCACACCAAGGUUCAGCCUUGGUACCAGCGCAUGGAAGAAGUCAUUCAAAAAGCUGAAGUUGCAGUCUGAUGCCAGCUGCAGCUGCCUUCCUGAAGUACUUGCAUGGUAAAAAAAAAAC